Apodemus sylvaticus (European woodmouse) is the source of this 720-nucleotide messenger RNA. Its product is annotated as olfactory receptor 2B2-like. Bases 1 to 720 code for a protein of 239 amino acids. The record is from RefSeq and is a predicted model, not a curated record. Gene Ontology annotation, biological process: G protein-coupled receptor signaling pathway. Gene Ontology annotation, molecular function: olfactory receptor activity; G protein-coupled receptor activity. The transcript has a single exon. Lineage: Eukaryota; Metazoa; Chordata; Mammalia; Rodentia; Muridae. Gene Ontology annotation, cellular component: membrane.
AUGAUUGGAAACAUUGUCAUCAUUCUGGUGUCCAUAUUAGACACCUGUCUCCACAGCCCCAUGUACUUCUUCCUCAGCAACCUCUCCUUCCUGGACAUGUGCUACACCACAAGCAUUGUGCCUCAGAUGCUAAACAACCUUGGGGGCUCCACAAAGACCAUCAGCUACAUGAGGUGUGUAGUUCAGCUUUAUUUCUUCCACACAAUGGGGGGUACAGAGUGUGUCCUCCUGGCUCUUAUGUCCUUUGACCGAUAUGUGGCCAUCUGCAAACCACUGCACUACACCCUCAUAAUGAAUCGACGUACCUGCCUCCUGUUAGUGUCCACUGUGUGGCUGACUGGAAUUUCCUAUGCUGUCACAGAGGCCACUGUGACACUGCAAUUGCCUCUAUGCAGCCACAAUAAAAUGGAUCAUUUGGUGUGUGAUAUUCCAGUUCUGAUAAAAACUGCUUGUGGUGAAAAAGAGACUAAUGAGCUUGCUCUCUCUGUGGUUUGCAUUUUUCUUUUAGCUGUUCCUCUGUGUUUAAUUCUUGCCUCCUAUGCUUGUAUUGGACAUGCUGUCUUUAAAAUCAAAUCUUCAGAGGGAAGGAAAAAGGCCUUUGGGACAUGUUCCUCUCAUCUCAUUGUAGUUCUCUUGUUCUAUGGUCCAGGCAUUAGCAUGUAUCUUCAGCCUCCCUCUUCUAUUACAAAAGACCAACCCAAGUUCAUGGUUCUCUUCUAA